CCACGAUCCCAACAACAUUAAACAGCCUCUUCCGAUCUGCCUAAUUACCGAAGGUGGGGGUCCAGCUGCUGACGGGGUAGUUAGGUACACCUCCGUUAGAGAUGUCAAUGAGCUAGAGUCUGCUGAUUACAAGCAGCUGAACGACUCGAUAUCUUCAAAAACAAGCGGCAUAGACAUGGAUAAGAAGGAGGCGAGCAAAGAUAUGAUAAUAAUAUCCAGUGAUGCACAUGGUCCCAGUAAGACAGCAGCUCCGAGCGACAAAAGCCUGAAACAACCGCCAUCCAAGACUGAAAACAGCUCGACGAGCAAGCAGACGAAAGAAGAAAUCAAAGACAUCCUGAGAAACCACACCACCCCGUCAAUAUCUCUCUCUCCACAGCAGCAGCAGCAACUUCACUCUCUCCCCUCUUCAUCAUCUUCCUCUUCUCAAACCAGGACAACCGCGAUCACAGUUUUGCCUAACUCUAGAAAAUCCGGAUCUCCACAGCUGCGUGGAGACCAAUUUAACAGGAAGAACAUCAUCAGAGCCACCUUUCACGUCAAGGGGAAUAACAAGGGCAGCCCUCCUGCCGUCGGGGGUGAUGUAGUAGGGGGUAAUGUGGCUGGGGAGGGUUCCGGGUUUCCGGAGCCGGCUAUCCUUUCCAGAGCGAACAGGGUCUCGUUUUUUGAUAAGCUGACUUCAAAGUUUAAUAGGGAGUUAGUUGUGUUGAGUUGUGUCAGAUGGUGUGGGGUCUGUGGAGGUGGGAGUGGAGUUUGA
Messenger RNA from Helobdella robusta, 757 nucleotides. RefSeq lists its product as hypothetical. The record is from RefSeq and is a predicted model, not a curated record. The transcript is spliced from 3 exons. NCBI's taxonomy places the organism in Eukaryota, Metazoa, Annelida, Clitellata, Rhynchobdellida, Glossiphoniidae. The annotation marks the transcript as partial.